UUACUUCAACUUUCGACCUGCAAAAAUUUGCACAAUGGCCAAGUCACAUGUAGUUGGCAAAAGCCCUUCCAUGGUUUCCAUAAUGCUGCUUUGUGGUCUGCUAAUGGCUACCCUUGCCACAACAGAAGCAAUUGGUGUUUGUUAUGGAACACUUGGAGACAACUUACCUCCACCAAGAGAAGUAAUAGCUCUCUACAACCAAUACAACAUCCAAAGAAUGAGGCUCUAUGCUCCUAACUUUGACGCACUCGAAGCCCUCCAAGGCUCCCCAAUUGAGCUCAUUCUAGGUGUAGAAAAUGAGCGCCUUGAAGACAUUUCUUCUAGCCAAGCCAGUGCAGAUGAUUGGGUCCAAAAGAAUGUCCAAAGCUAUAGCAAUGUCAAUUUCAAAUACAUUGCGGUUGGAAAUGAAGUAAAAGCCUCACAAGCACCCUUUGUUGGCCCAGCAAUGGACAAAAUUCAAAAUGCAAUUUCUAAGGCUGGUCUUGCAAACAAAAUCAAAGUCUCCACUGCGGUUCACCCUGUAAUUCUUGAAAAAUCCUACCCUCCAUCAGAGGGCUCAUUUCGGCAGGACUAUCGUCCAUUUCUGGAUCCGAUCAUCAGCUUCUUAGUGCAAAACAAAUCUCCGUUACUCUUUAACAUGUACCCGUAUUUCAGUUACAUUGACGAUCGCAACGAUAUUAAACUUGAGUAUGCUCUUUUUACAUCUCCCUCAGUUGUAGUGAAUGAUGGGCAGCUAGGGUAUCAAAACCUGUUUGAUGCACUCUUGGAUGCGGCUUACUCAGCAUUAGGGAAGGCUGGAGGCGGUUCUUUGGAAAUCGUCGUAUCAGAGACUGGUUGGCCCUCGGCUGGCGGGGAUGGGGCAGUGACAACGAAGGAGAAUGCGAGAAUUUACAACUCAAAUUUGAUCAAGCACGUGAAGGGAGGGACGCCAAAGAGACCUGGAGUCCCCUUAGAGACUUAUAUGUUUGCCAUGUUUAAUGAGAAUAAGAAACCUGGAGAAGAGACUGAGAGACACUGGGGGCUGUUCUUUCCAAACAAACAGCCUGUUUAUCACAUUGAUUUCAACUAAGGGCGGAAACUCUAGUGUUCUAAGGUUACUCGUAACCCUAAAUAAAAGCUAAGUGUCUUAUGAUGUAUGGGCAAGUUUUUUAUUUAUUUAUGAAAUCUAAGGCAAAAGCCAAAUGUCUUGUGAUGUAUACAGAAUUGUCGCUAA
This is a messenger RNA of Prunus dulcis (almond), 1213 nucleotides long. Its product is annotated as glucan endo-1,3-beta-glucosidase, basic isoform-like. The transcript is spliced from 2 exons. Gene Ontology annotation, cellular component: plasma membrane. NCBI's taxonomy places the organism in Eukaryota, Viridiplantae, Streptophyta, Magnoliopsida, Rosales, Rosaceae. Gene Ontology annotation, biological process: carbohydrate metabolic process. Gene Ontology annotation, molecular function: hydrolase activity, hydrolyzing O-glycosyl compounds. The coding region runs from base 35 to 1069 and encodes 344 amino acids. The record is from RefSeq and is a predicted model, not a curated record.